ACACACAGCUGUACUCUUCUGUGCUCUGUAAUAGAAGGGGAAAAUCUCCAUUCAGACAAUGUUGACAAAUUAGGAAGAAAAAGGAAAAUGUAAUGGUGAAAUAAGGUCGGGGAAUUCUGUCAGUGCAGAUACAAACCUGUUCAGAUGGCAUGUUCCGGCAUAAGUCAUCAGUGAGACAAAGGACCUCUUCUCUCUUCUGAUGAUGUUCCAAGUAUGGAUUGCAUUAUGCCUUAUUUGGCAAGGAGCAAACAGCUUCAUGAUCCAUAACACCAUUGAGAGUCUAUGUCUGGAAGACUCUGGAAACAGUGAUGGAGUUCAGUUGAAGAGGUGUAGCCUUGACUCUGAAUUUCAGCAGUGGUCCUGGAUAAAUGAGUGGUUCCUAAUGAAUGCAGGCACACAGAAAUGUCUGUCGGCCUUCCACACUGACCCUGUGAAAACUGUUCCCUGUGAUGGCCUUGACAGUCUCCAGUGGCAGUGUCGGAAUCACAGGCUUAUCAGUCAGAACAGAUCCCUGGAGCUAAGUGCAGAAAGAGGGCAACUGACCAUGUCCCCACGGGGCAAAACGACCAGGUGGAAAUCUCUGGACGAAGGCGACAUUUGUCAAGACAAGCUGAGAUCCAAAAGGUCAUCCGAUGAGCCAAAUGAAUUUGAAUUUUCUGAAAGUGAGGAUGCAGGUGGGGUUCCAGGAAUGACUGAAGAGCAGAAAGCAUUUCUUCGUUGGUACUACCGCACAGAGGACCCAACCUCAUGGAAGUUUGCCAUGUUGGCACUGUCUUUCGCAGCUUUACUGCUGGGCGGUGUACUGUUUGUCACGGGCAUGAUGGCCAGCAGGAGCAGGAAGAAGAUAGCUAAGUACAAGGCAGCAGCUGCAAAAGCAGCAACACCUGAAGCAGAGGAGCUGCGUGUCAUUGCUGAGGUUAUUUCUGAGCCAAAGGAGGGCAAGGAUUCAUACCAAUCCCCUCUGCAAGACGGUAAUCUUGUCAACCAACCAGCAGCAGAUAUGUCUGAGACAGAUGGGAUAAAGGCCGGGGACAUUGUAGUGACUUGGAAGGAUGGGAAUGUCUCCAAUCUGUUCUCAGAGGUCUCAGCAGAGGCCCCAGAGGAGGAACAUUAACACACAAGACAGUUACUGAUACUGAUACAACUUUUGCUAUCCCCCAUUACCUUCAGAAACGCUUGUUGAUGAAUAGUUUUUCAUUAGACCUAACCAGACUUAACUAGCAUAUAGGUCUAUAACUUUAUAUAUAUAUAUUCAUAUAUAAUAUAUGGCUUGUCAUUUGUAAUUUUCUAUGUAUAUAUAUUGUGACGUUUUUAAGCAAACAUAUUAAGUGUGGUUACUGCAGAUACAGUCUGACACUUUUCAAAUUCUAAGACAAAGAACAUAUCAGACUUGGAUGAAUGACUUACAGGAAUGUAGGGACUCAGUGAUUAUGCAGUGUAUGCCACAUGGUGCUCAUUUAAUGUAUUUAAUCACAGUCUUAUAAUUAUAAAAUGACAAAAUUACAGUCAGUGCAUGUUUACUGAAAUUUAUUACAAAAUGCAUACCACUGUUUAAUGUGUGAUUACCAAAUAAAUAGAUAUGAAUGAGGGAAAUCAUUCUUAAUAAGAAACACUUUCCUGUCACAUCUAUGAAGCACUGUCAUGUACAACUGAAGUAAAUGCUGAUGAUUUUACAACUGUAGGAAACUGAAGGAAAUUGCAGUGUAAUCAUUCCACUGUUUUCACACUGCUAAAACACACUGCACUGUGUGAUGCACUGUUGAUGGUGCUUUGAAAAACCUACAAAUUACAAUCAUCAGAAGGAA
Messenger RNA from Chanos chanos (milkfish), 1805 nucleotides. Its product is annotated as Solute carrier family 51 subunit beta. Gene Ontology annotation, biological process: bile acid and bile salt transport. The record is from RefSeq and is a predicted model, not a curated record. Gene Ontology annotation, cellular component: plasma membrane. Gene Ontology annotation, molecular function: protein heterodimerization activity; transmembrane transporter activity. The transcript has 6 exons. The coding region runs from base 200 to 1114 and encodes 304 amino acids. Lineage: Eukaryota; Metazoa; Chordata; Actinopteri; Gonorynchiformes; Chanidae.